Ceratina calcarata is the source of this 5100-nucleotide messenger RNA. Its product is annotated as ubiquitin-protein ligase E3B. Lineage: Eukaryota; Metazoa; Arthropoda; Insecta; Hymenoptera; Apidae. The transcript is spliced from 16 exons. Gene Ontology annotation, molecular function: ubiquitin protein ligase activity; protein binding. The record is from RefSeq and is a predicted model, not a curated record. Gene Ontology annotation, biological process: protein polyubiquitination; ubiquitin-dependent protein catabolic process. The coding region runs from base 1 to 3201 and encodes 1066 amino acids.
AUGUUCAAAGCUGAGGAGCCGUCCAAGAGCAGCUUCCUUCAGCAAAUGAAAGCUGCUAGGGAAGAAAGGGCCCACGAGAAAGACAGAAAAGUUGCUGUCAUCUUAAUUCAGGCUUAUGUUAGGGGAUGGUUAUGCCGUAAAAGAAUACUAGAAGAAUUUGAUACAAAUUUUCUCAAUGAUUGUGGUACAGAGGCAAACAUAAAGUUGAGACCAGCUUUGGAAGUGUAUAAGAUUAUUUUUAAAUUUUUGUAUGUAUAUAAGAAAGAAAAUGUUCAAGAAAGGAUAGAAAAACUAUGUAGAUAUUUAGUGUUGACACUAGAUUCAGACUCUCCAGAAAUAUCGUAUGUAGGACUUGUGUUGAAUAAAGAUCAUUACAUAUCAUGGAUAUCACAAAUGAAAACAAUAUUGUUAUAUUGCCUGACUGGCUUAGACAAUCUAAAGCCAGAAAGAGUAUCUGAGCACAAGUCCAUCCACUUGAGAUUACACACAUUAGUUAGCUUUACAUCGCCAGGAACAUGGGCAAUUCUAAAAGUAGAAGGGAUGGAAAAACUCAGAGCUGGCAUGAAUCAGCUUUGUGCCAACAUAAUGGGCCACCUAGUCAACAAUGGAUUCUAUCCCAUUAUGCAAACUUUUCUAGUGAAGGGAUUGGGUAGGGUGGAUAUUGCUUUGAAACCCAUUGCACUUUCAGCAGCAGUUACAUUGGCGUUGAGGCCACUGAUAUCUUCUCAGAUGUCAGACAAGCUAGUAUCAUUAUUUUUAAUUAACAUUUUCAGUGUACCUGCAUUGGUUUAUCAUCUGAACAAUAUAUCAUCAGUAUGCAUCUCAUCAUUUAGUGCAAACAAUCUGUUUGCAAGAAGUCUCGAAUUGUUGAACUCUGAGCAAAAUUUGAGAAUAGUCUUUAAUGCUUUAGAAGGCAGCUAUGCACUAUGCUUGUUAUCUAAUUUGAUACAGUUGGCCAAUAUCGAGAAGGAUGACGCAUUGAGAGAUUUAUAUUUUCCAUCUUUUACGUUUGUCGUAACGAAAAUGUUGGAAGCAUGUCAGCAAUAUGUAGUCGCCAAACAAGGUAAUUUGACGCAUUGGCAUCCCAUUCUUGGGUGGCUUGCACAAAAGGUUGACACGUCUUUACAAGAACCUAUCCCGUAUGUGAAAAUACAGUUAGCAUAUCUGUGGACUGGAAGGAUAGUUUCGCAAUUGAUUGGUCAACCUUUGACAGAACUUAUUGAGAAGGAGAUACCUCCGACUGUUGAGCAACAGAGUACUUCUGUCGGUACUAACAUUUUUCGAAGGGCUUUUUUGGAAGCACGUACAAAUAGGAAUAAUAACACGAAGAAUUAUAGAAAAUUGGGAAGUCCAGAGACUACUAGAAUAGCUUUGAUCUGUUCUCUUUAUCAAAUUGCUUUACAUACAUUAACACAGAUGAAGAUGGAAAUAUUGACUGGUUUGUGUUAUCAGGAUAAAAUUUUAUACCAUAUGUAUUUAUUUCUGGGAACAUUGGGUGCACAUUGCGGUUUGAAAGCAUUUUUGGAUCAUUUAGCUGCUAAUACUAAGUGUACAGCACCUGAAUUCCAAAUGUUGAUAUUGUUUUCCGAUUGCAUGACACAUUAUGUUACAAUUCUAGACGACAUGGAGAUGUAUGAACAACAAGAUCCGUUCAAGCUUAGCGAUUUUGUAACCAUGUCCUAUUUUUUAAAUCAAUUUUUAUACAAAGCCGUGCUUAAUAACUUGUUUGAUGUUCCAGACGUGAAGUCGGUUCCUAAUAAUCCUCUGUUCAACUCUCUUCAUACGCUUUUAAUGGUAAUCUAUCGUCGGGAUUGUAGACGAACAUUCUGUCCGGAAGGGCACUGGCUCGCAAAGGAAGUACGAGUGUCUGGAUUUUUGGCAGAUUUGGAGAAAGGCAGACGAGGUGCUGCUCUUCUCCUUUCUAAAAUGCCGCACGUUAUUCCUCAUUCGGAGCGUGUGGUAUUGUUUCGUAAACAUGUCGCGAACGAGAAGGUAGUCUUGGGUUUGACUGAGAGCGCUUGCAACAGUACUCCAACAACGCUUAUCGUAGUUCACAGAACACGUAUAGUGGAGGACGGAUAUCGCCAAUUGGCGAUGUUACCUUCUCAGGCACUUAAAGGCGUAAUCAGAGUUCGUUUCGUGAAUGAACAAGGUUUAGCCGAAGCUGGCAUCGAUCAAGAUGGGGUGUUUAAGGAGUUCUUAGAGGAGACAAUAAAAAAGGUUUUCGACCCAUCCUUAAAUUUAUUUAAAGUCACUAGCGAAAACCGACUUUAUCCAUCUCCAACAUCCUCAAUGCAAGAUAAUCACUUGCAGCUGUUUGAAUUUGUUGGCCGUAUGCUGGGUAAAGCAGUGUAUGAAGGCAUUGUUGUAGAUGUACCUUUUGCAUCUUUCUUUGUUUCCCAGUUUUCUGGGCAAACUGGAGGUGCAUUGUAUAGUUGGUUAGAUGAGUUGGCUUCUUUAGAUAGAGACUUAUAUCGGAGUCUCACCCUUGUAAAGCAUUAUAAAGGCGAUGUUAGACAAUUAGAGUUAACUUUCUCCCUUGAUGAAGACGUUUUGGGCAAAUUAGUUACGCAUGAAUUGAUUCCUGGCGGACGAGCGGUGCCUGUCACUAAUGAGAAUAAAAUCAACUAUAUACAUUUAAUGGCUCAUUUCAGAAUGCAUAUGCAAAUAAAAGAUCAGACAGCUGCUUUUAUUAAAGGUUUCCGUUCUAUAAUCAACCCCGAAUGGUUGGCAUUGUUUUCAACUCCAGAAUUACAGAGAUUAAUCUCGGGUGAUAAUGUUCCGCUGGAUUUACGAGAUUUGCGGAAACAUACGCAAUAUUAUGGUGGUUUCCAUGAUAGCCACCGCGUAGUGUGCUGGUUAUGGGAUAUAUUGGAAAAAGAUUUCACCGAGGAAGAAAGGGGUUUAUUUUUGAAGUUUGUUACGAGCUGUUCGAAGUCACCUCUUUUGGGUUUCGCGCAUUUAGAACCACCAUUCUCCAUUCGUUGCGUCGAAGUUGGCGAUGAUGAGGAUACGGGUGAUACAAUCGGGAGUGUUAUAAGGGGAUUUUUUACGAUUCGUAAGAAAGAUCCGCAGAAUCGUUUACCCACAUCGUCCACAUGUUUUAAUCUCCUAAAAUUACCAAACUAUCAAAAGAAAAGUACCUUACGGGAGAAAUUGCGUUACGCUGUAACUAGUAACACGGGUUUCGAACUUUCGUAAUUCCCAACCUGUUUACAGUAAAUAUGAAAUUGCAACAUCGCUCAAAAACGUCUAAUGAAAAUUUCUACUAAGUGAUUGAGUGGUGCCUGGCCGCAGCGAUCCAAGUUGUCUAGCGAGAUUUUUUAAUGUAUCCUGGACUUUAAAUCGAAUAUAAUUUAUAAAAAAGAAACUGUUGGAAUAUUAAAUCUAAAGGUCGCACAAAUUUUACGAGAUAUUGUAUAAUGUGACAAAUUUAUUAGAUUUUUUAAACUCUUUGUUAGUGUCACACUAAUAUUAAUUUUCAAUUCUUCAAGAUUGCUAAAAUCUUUUAUAGAGUUCGUUUUAGACAUAGUGAGUAUUUUAUUAGUUUUAUUUCAUAUGAAAUGGUCUCGCGCAUUGGAUUAUUUAAGGUCUGUGUACGUCUACAUUGUUUUUCGACUUUCGAUUCUCGUCCUACACAAUAUAUCGCCAAAAUGGAUAAAUCACUUAUGGUGUAAGGCACACUGUACCUCAUGAGCUUAAUAUUGCUAAUAUUGUGCGCUUGUUAGUUUAUAAUACCGUUAAUUAAUGUUAGGCUAUUGAAUCGGUGAAAUGCACGAGUUGAAUGUUAAACCCGAGCCCAUCGGUGCCCGGUGAAUGGAGUAAAAAGAAAUAUAUCUACAAAUUUCUAAACUUUACAAGUCGGUGGGAAGCUGAUCUACUUUGAGGAUUACUAUUUUCGCAAAGUUUUGUACAAACUUUUGACAAAAUGUUUAAAUAAAUUCAUAUGACAUGUUUCGAAUUAAAUGAAUAUUAUAUCCACGGGCGCUCAUGGGUUAAAAACACGUAAUUCGAGAGUUAAGGCCGGAUUAGUCGAAUUGGUUGAGAUGUUUGAUCUCUUUGUUUCGGGCUAAAAGAUGUGAAAAUCAUUAUGCGAUUGUGGUUUUCAUAGAAGCUCGAACAAAUGAAUAUGUAAAGAAGGAGAAAAGAGGGAGCACGAGGACUGUGUUAUUCACGACAUAGCGAGGAAUGCUAUAUUAAAGCGAAAUUUAUUUUUCUCGCAGCAGAUGACUCGCAAUAUCGUCGAUAGAAAUUCGGUCAGACCAAAGAUAGAAGCCUAUUUAAUGUGAAGAGAAUAAGUCGAGAUAUAAUCUUUUCAUAUUUUCCUAUAUGAUCGUAUCGUAAGUUUUAUCGGGCCUGUAUUCACAGAUUGUACCUAUGCUGUAGACGAGUAAUAAAACGGACGACAUUUAAACGGUUUAAAGGCUAGAAUUACGAAUGAAUUGCGUUUAACCGUGCAUUAUGUAAUUACUUCAGUAAUGUACACAAUGUAAACAUCAGUGAAAAGAAGAUUUUAAUUGCGUACAGAGAGAAACAUAAUUUUCAUCUUUGUUACUUUCUAUCCGGUUUGCUGCUCUCUGGUGAUGUGAAUUGUGAAUACAUGCCUCGCAAAUACAUGUACAAUUGAACAAAGUGAAAGAUAAUACUCCUCUUUAUGGGUAUACUUAUCGUUACAGCGAUACGUGUACACGAUUAAAUGUGGGUAUCGAUGCAAACACGGAUAUGUACGAAAUAAAACUUUAAAAACAAAAAAUGCUACGGUUGUAAGGUAAGACCGACAAUGUUUUUUAACGCCUGUUCGCAUUGACGGAUCCUUUUUCUACUUUUAAUCAAUAGAAAUGGAACAGUACUAAUAUAAACUGCAAUACAAUGGAGUUUUUCUUACAAUCGUAUCAAUUACAGAAAGCGCGCACUUUGUAUAUGGCUUUCUGGAGUUAAUCGUAAUACUGUAACGUUUUUAUAAAAAAGUGUGUACUCGAUGUACAUGUUACAACGCAGGAUUUGCAACGGACGACGGAUUUGUUAAUUUAAUACAUUCGAUAAUGAUACACGAUGAUCAUGUAAAUAUACACAAAUCAUGCAAUUACAGGAAAUCUUUUU